AUGGCAAGAGAGCCUACAAGCUCCACUGGAGACGAAAUUGAGGUUGUUAGCAGAGCCGCGCCUCGAGCCAGGUCUAGAUGUAGCAUUGUUGUCGAUGAAUUCGAGGACCCCCCUCCGCCGCGCAAGAGGAGUACGAGCAAUAUUCGAGUAGUCAAAUCUCGUAGACAACGGCGUCCAGUGUACGCGGAAGAACCGGAAAUGUGGCCGCGCCGACGCCGCUAUCGAAGUGGCAGCCAUGUCAGCUUUGUUGACGAACCAGAUGAAGUAAUCGUGUCUCAUUCUCGGAAGUCAAGCCGCGCACCUCGAGUAUACUACGAUGGAGCCAACUCGGGUCAGUAUGAAUUUAGAGAUCAGGCUGAUAUUUUGGCUACACCCGACGAUAACCAAUCAAACGGCUCAGAUCAUGCUGAUUCGAUUGAAAUGCGCUGGGAUCAGCCCCGAAAUACACUUUCCUUAUCACAUGACACAGCAGAGACUCUUAAUGACUGUAUCAGACUGAUUGAUAUUCGCUCUGAGAGAGAGGAGUCGAGCAUUCCACCGUCACGCCCUUUUGCUGAUUCCUCGGUCUUCGCGCACGAUCUUGAGAUCGGGUCUGACGACAACUCACAAACUGGGGAUGCAGCUGACUUAUGCGACACCGCUCAUGUUGAAAGCGUAAGGGAAGAUGAGAAGGAAGCUUCAGCAAUCACGCACACGAUGAGUUCACGUACAGAGAAUAUGAGAAUACAGUCUGACCAACAACACAGCCAAGCAAGUCAACUAAUGCAGGCCAGAAAUGACGGUAACGAAGGGCACCUAUUGGCUGGAUCUGAUGAAAAAUUUAACAGAUUCCAAACUUCUGACAGAGGAAGUAGUUCGAAUGAUUCAUUCUGCAGACUUUCAUUUGAAGCCGAAGUGCUAAUGCCUUCUAAUGACCCUGCUCAUCCAGACCAUCCUGAUCAUGUUUGCUGGUUGAUAGCGUCCGACCACAUCGCACCAGUAGGCAGACCAGAGGGCGGCAUCGGUUACGUGGACAACGAGGCUUCUUUUAGUAGCUCUGGCACUGCCGAGCCUGCGAUGCCACUCAAAAAUGAUUUCAACGAUGCUUGGAUCGAACUAUCAGAUGAUGGUAGCCAGUAUAACGAUAAUUGCAGUCCAACGAUCCCCUCCACAAGAUAG
Bacidia gigantensis is the source of this 1158-nucleotide messenger RNA. RefSeq lists its product as uncharacterized. The transcript has a single exon. The coding region runs from base 1 to 1158 and encodes 385 amino acids. Lineage: Eukaryota; Fungi; Ascomycota; Lecanoromycetes; Lecanorales; Ramalinaceae. The record is from RefSeq and is a predicted model, not a curated record.